UCCGAGAGAGAGGGAGAGGGAGGGAAACAGAGAGAGUCAUAUGACCUUCAGCCCAUUCCACAGAUAGUGACGGACAGAGUCCUCACUCUGAGCUCACAUCUAUCAUUACACCGGAGCGUGCAGUAGGAUGUGUCGCAACACCGUUGCUGGACUCUGAAAGCAUUUUUCUGGGAUAUUGUCAUUUAUUCUCACAGUCGGGGGGACAUCUAUUUUCUCGUUUGGGGCCAUCGACUCAGUCAGCGGCAAUGCCAGAGGAGAAAGUCUUUCAGCAGCAGGCUGUCCACAGCCCUCUGGAGCAGCAGAAGACCAAGGGAGGAGGAGGCCCCAUCGCCUGUCAGAACUGUGGCAAACCCGUCAAAGGGGAGGCCCUUCGGGUCCAGAACAAGCACUUCCACACCAAGUGCUUCGUCUGCAAAGUGUGCGGCGCCGAGCUGUCCCAGGCCGGCUUCUUCCUGCGGCAGGGCGAGUACAUCUGCACCCUGGACUACCAGCGCAUGUACGGGACGCGCUGCUUCAGCUGCCAGGACUUCAUCGAGGGGGAGGUGGUGUCGGCGCUCGGGAAGACCUACCACCCGCGCUGCUUCGUCUGCGCCUCCUGCAAACAACCAUUCCCAGCCGGUGACCGGGUGACAUUCAACGGAAAGGAGUGUGUCUGCCAAACGUGCACCCAGCCUCUCCCUGCCAACAGCCCUGCACCCAUCCAGGCCGUCCACAACUGCUGCGGCUGCGGGAAGGAGUUCAAGAACGAACAGUCUCUCGUGGCUCUGGACAAACACUGGCACCUGGGCUGCUUCAAGUGCAAGGUGUGCAACAAGGUGCUCAACGCCGAGUACAUCAGCAAGGAUGGGAUCCCGUACUGUGAGAUGGAUUACCACGCCAUGUUCGGCAUCCAGUGUGAGAGCUGCAAGAAGUACAUCACUGGCAAAGUCCUGGAGGCCGGAGAGAAGCACUACCAUCCCUGCUGCGCCCGCUGCGUCCGCUGCGAGCAGAUGUUUGCAGAGGGAGAAGAAAUGUACCUGCAAGGCUCGUCCAUCUGGCAUCCUCCGUGCAGACAAGCAGCCAAGCAGGAGGAGAAGAGUAAGAAGCAGGUCCGGAUACAGCUCAAUGACGUCCCCGAGCAGCAGGUGACCCGGACCUCGUCUGAGAGCAUCACUUCAGUGCCGGCGUCCAGCGCCUCGGGAUCCCCCAGCAGAGUCAUCUACGCCAAGCUGGGAGAGGAGACGCUGGACUACAAGGACCUGGCCGCCCUGCCCAAGACCAAGGCCAUCUACAACAUCGACAGGCCGGACAUGUUGUCCUACUCUCCCUACGUCAGCUACCCGUCAGAGGAGAGACACUACGGAGAGUCCCCCCUGCUGCUGUCUCCGUCUCCUGCCGAGGGUGACGGGGAGAAGUCCCCCCGCCAGCGGAGAGCCUCCAGCCCCGGCUCCAACAGCUCCCUGGGGGGCUACGGCCGCUGCACGCCGUCGCGCUCCCCCCAGAACUACAGCCGAGCAGGACCACAGCUACUGCCCGGCAGUAGAUACUUGCCCCCAAACUCCCCAGGCCGCGUAAAGCCGGCCCCCGCCCGGGCCACGGAUCCGUCGUCUCUCCCGGUGUACUACUCCAGCGGGGCUGAAGGUGGGCCGGGCCAGUACUCCCCCACCCCACCAGGGGGCGGUGCAGGCCUGUCCCUGCAGCUGAACCCCACCACCCUGGCCAUGCUGCAGCAGCACCGCUACAUCCCGUACUUCAGAGGGUUCAGACAGGACCCCCUACCUGAUCCUAGACCUAGGACGUCCCUGCACCUGAGUUUACCUGCUCCCAACGGUAGUGAAAGUGGUCGCAGCACCCCCAGCUUAUCCACCUACUCCGAUGGCAAAUCCCCCUCCUCCACGUCUACGUACGUGGCUGCUCCUCGCCACUUCCACAUACCAGAGACUACGGUCAAAGAUAAUAUCUAUAGAAAACCCCCCAUCUACAGACAGCAUGCUUCUAGAACAUCCUGGCAGGAUGGGGAGGAUGGCAAGAGGACGACCUGGAUGAUCUUGAAGGGUGAGGUUGACGGUCCGAUGGUUCCGGACGACCUGGACCCGCGCAAAUCCACCUGCAGUCUGCCCACGGACAUUUCCCAGCCCAAUUUCCCCUACAAUAAGUCUGCGUCUUUACCUGGUUACGGAAGAAACGGCAUCUACAAGGCGGCUGAUAUGGUGGAGGACGACGUGGACCCAGACUCCCAGAGCUGGGGAGGCAUGAGAGAGUACAAGAUCUACCCGUAUGAAGUGCUGGCUGUGACGCACAGAGUGAAAGUGAAGCUUCCCAGAGACGUGGACCGCACCAGAUUGGAGAGACACCUCUCUCCCGGAGACUUCCACCAGGUGUUUGGGAUGACCCUGGAGCAGUUCGACCGCCUGGCUCUCUGGAAGAAGAACGAUCUCAAGAAGAGGGCGCGCCUUUUUUAGUUGAGGGGCUUUGGGAAAGAAAUGGCUGCAACGUCUCAGCCACGAAUCUGGAAGGAAAGCCCAAAACAGAAAAACCAACCCACCUGAGAUCAGUUUAUGCCGCGACACCCAGACUUUCCACCCCGUGAAACGCUGUUUGCCUGCAAAGCGGCGGAGAGGCGAGGUCCGAGGUCCGAGCGGGGACGUCUGGACAUCGCCGGGGGCGCCGUCUGUAGCUCUUCGUAUGCAACGAGGUCCGAGCGUUUGAGCCUCCAGAAGAGGACGAGGAGCUGCGUUUGCAUCAUAGACAUAUUUACGUAGACGCCGCAUCGAGUGGUCUUGCCCGCUGCUGCGAUACGUCAACGUCACCGCCAUAUUGGAUGUGGCAAGACUG
Messenger RNA from Cololabis saira (Pacific saury), 2814 nucleotides. It is a transcript of the gene ablim2, whose product is annotated as actin binding LIM protein family, member 2. Lineage: Eukaryota; Metazoa; Chordata; Actinopteri; Beloniformes; Belonidae. Gene Ontology annotation, molecular function: actin filament binding. The transcript has 24 exons. Gene Ontology annotation, cellular component: actin cytoskeleton. The record is from RefSeq and is a predicted model, not a curated record. Gene Ontology annotation, biological process: cytoskeleton organization; lamellipodium assembly. The coding region runs from base 246 to 2441 and encodes 731 amino acids.